This is a messenger RNA of Pocillopora meandrina, 936 nucleotides long. NCBI's taxonomy places the organism in Eukaryota, Metazoa, Cnidaria, Anthozoa, Scleractinia, Pocilloporidae. The record is from the annotation of a GenBank genome assembly.
AUGAAAAAUUCAACAAUUUUUCACAAGGAUUGCUCCCAACACUCUUUCACUGUCUCAACAAGUUCUUUGAUCACUAUCCUUUCGCUGUCGGGAGUCUGUGGAAUUGCAGCGAUUUUUUUAAACAUUUUUGUCAUUUUGGUGAUUUGUCACAAACCUGCGCUACGAUCCAUGACAAACUAUUGGAUUGUUUCCCUCGCCGUUGCCGAUUUGCUGAUUGCAACAUUGGGUGUGCCAGUGUGGUGUUUAAAACUCCUUCAAAAGGCACACUUCAUUGAGGAAAACGUGCAUAACUUGUUCACGGUGAUUGUGGUUUUGACACUGUCUGCUUCCUCGCUAAACCUUCUUGCGUUAAGUUACGACCGCUAUGUAGGUGUCACUGCACCAUUUCAAUACCAAAGUAGACUUACCCCACGAAAGUGCGGCAAAAUCAUCGCAGUAAUUUGGACCUCGUCCCUUCUAGUAUCAUUAAUAUCACUAAAAAACAACUGUGGCAUAUCAGCGCAGGGCCAUUUUGCCCUCUUUAUGGGCAUCUUUGGUAUUCCAUUUGUGUUUAUUUCCUAUUUCUACAUGCGAAUAUUCAAGGAAGCCAACAGGCAGAAAAGAUUGAUAAAAGUGCAAGAAACCCGCUCAAAUCAGUACCAACCCUGUUUCCUGAAAGAAUACAAAGCCGUCAUGACUGUUGCUAUGGUGACGGGCUCGUUUGCACUUUGUUGGCUUCCAGGUUUGAUUGAUUCGGCGAUUCACCUUUCAGCGCCAAAAUUUUGGGCCGACACUCAGUUAUGGCUCGGUACAACUACCCUGGCUUGUUUUUCUUCAGUGUUAAAUCCUAUCUUAUACUCUGUGCGGAUAAAGGCGUUCAGAAGCACGCUCCCAAUUACUACAAUUUUCCCGAAGGUCAACAGAAAUUCAGUCAGUAUUGUCAGUCACACUGUUUGA